AUGAGGACGGUCCUCUUACAUGGCCGCCAAUGCCUCCGCCCGCACCUCCGCGCCGGCCAGCCCGCCGCCGCCGUGAGCUCCGCCUUCGCAAGAUCUGGCAUCCGCCAAUCCGCACGCACUCCCUUCUCCUCCCGGCCGACGGGCAGAACAUACAGCUCCUUGGCUCGCGCGCCUCCGCACUCGCGCUUCGGUGGCCGCACUUUGCUCUUCGCCAGCGCCGCACUCAGCCCCGGCGCCUUCGUCGCGCUGUCGCAGCAGAGCAAUGACGAGGAUGAGCGCACCGGCGAGCAGCUCAUGCUCGAGGCGUCGCGGGCGGAGCUGCGGAGCCAGGUGCCCAAGGUCAUUGAGAACUCCAAGGGCUUCCGCAAAGGUGUCUACUUCUUCUUCAACAAGUACAUCUGGGAGCCGCUGGCGACCGGCCUGCGCUUCGUACACCUGGUCGUCAUCUUCGUGCCCGUCAUCAUGACUGUGCCGGCCAUUUGGAUUGGGCAUAGGGUGGCCGAUCGGGACAACGAGAGACGCGGUACGCUGUGGUGGUAUGCAUUCCUGCUCGGCCAAUGGGCAGCGUCACGGACGGACAUUUUCCCUACCGAAUUGUGCAAGUACUUGUCGUCUCUCCAUUCCAACGCGCCGGCACAUUCCCUGCAUGAUACGAAACGCAUUGUAUCGAGGGCGUUUGACGGACGAAAGUUCGAGGACAUCUUCGAAGAGUUCGAUGAAAAGCCGCUUGGGGUUGGUGCCAUCGCUCAGGUCUACAAGGCCAAGCUCAAGCCGGAAAUCACGGCACCUGUCGCGUCGGAUGUCGAUGAGCCUCAAAACCUCCGACAGGUUCUGAAGAAGAAUGUCGGCGCGACGCUGAAGAGCACACCGCAUCGCAUCCCAUCGUCGUAUGUGGCCAUCAAGGUCCUACAUCCGCACAUAGAAAAGGUUGUCCGGAGAGAUCUGCGUAUAAUGAUGUUCUUUGCCAACGUAAUCAACGCGAUACCUACCAUGGAGUGGCUUUCGUUCCCGGAUGAAGUAAAACAGUUUUCCGAGAUGAUGCGACUGCAGCUAGACCUCAGGAUAGAAGGCGCAAACCUGACCAUUUUCCGCCGGAACUUCAAGGAGCGGACGACUGCGUGGUUCCCUUUCCCUUACAACGAGUACACGACACGGCAGGUGCUUGUCGAGGAGUUUGCCCACGGCAUUGCUCUUGAGGAUCUCCUGCAGAACGGUGGGGGCGUGUAUCGGAAGGAAAUUGCGGAUGAGGGGUUGAAUGCCUUCUUGCACAUGGUCUUGAUCGACAAUUUCAUCCACGCCGACCUGCAUCCCGGUAACAUCAUGGUCCGCUUCUACAAGCCGGAAACGCCAGACAUCCCCCACUUCAAGAUCAAGAAGACGCCCGAAGCCGUCAACAACUCAACCGACGUGACCGAGGAAGUGCUCCAGCGCCUGAGGCCACUCAAGGGCCAGCUGAAGGAGUGGAACUCGGAACUCCAGCAAAUCGACAAUGAAGGCUACCGCCCUCAACUCAUCUUCAUCGACACCGGCCUCGUUACCGAGCUGAACGAGAAGAACCGCGCCAACUUUUUGGACCUUUUCAAGGCAGUGGCCGAGUUCGACGGCUACAAGUCGGGCCAUUUGAUGGUUGAGAGGUGCAGGCAGCCAGAGGCCGUCCUUGACAAGGAAGUCUUUGCUUUGAAGAUGCAGCAUCUGGUGUUGGGUGUGAAGAGCCGCACUUUUGCUCUUGGCAACAUCAAGAUCGGUGACAUCUUGAACGAGGUGUUGACCAUGGUCAGGAAUCACCACGUCAGGCUUGAAGGUGACUUCGUCAACGUUGUUUUGAGCAUACUGCUGCUUGAGGGAAUUGGCAGGCAGUUGGAUCCGGACAUGGAUCUCUUCGCUGGGGCAUUGCCUAUCCUGCGUCAACUGGGCACUCAAGGCGGCAGAGGCAUGGUCCGCAAUGCGGACUUCUCCAUGCUCAAGGUUUGGGUUGGACUGGAAGCUCGCAGUUGGCUGCGGGCUUCGGUCGAAAGUGUGGAAGCAUGCGUGAAAUACGAUCUCCUCUCUCCUAACAUCUAA
Messenger RNA from Diplodia corticola, 2061 nucleotides. Its product is annotated as abc1 family protein. NCBI's taxonomy places the organism in Eukaryota, Fungi, Ascomycota, Dothideomycetes, Botryosphaeriales, Botryosphaeriaceae. Gene Ontology annotation, cellular component: mitochondrion. The transcript has 4 exons. Bases 1 to 2061 code for a protein of 686 amino acids. The record is from RefSeq and is a predicted model, not a curated record.